UAGCGUUUAAUACCUUUACUUUUUUAUUUCAGAACAUACAGGUAACAAUCAUGUCAGAUUCGGACGAUGAUCAUCCGUUUGCAAAGUAUGGGAAUGCAUUGAAAGAUCUGGAAGAAGCAACAUCUAAACCAUCCUCGAUACCUAUCCAUGAACAAACUGUUACUGAUGAACAAGGCAGGCGUCGUUUCCAUGGAGCUUUCACUGGAGGAUUCUCUGCAGGGUAUUAUAACUCUGUUGGCUCAAAAGAUGGCUGGACACCAUCAGAGUUUAAAUCAACAAGGUCGAAUAAAACCGGAAAGAAGACGUUUACGCCCCAUGAUUUUAUGGACACAGAGGAUGUUUCGGACUUUGGUAUUGCUCCUACAUUGCUCCAAGCGAAGCAGAACUUCCAGCAUGGCCAGAAAAGAAACUUGAUUAACGAAAGGCAGUUGCAGGUGGAAGAGAAGAAAAUGACACUGUCACUCGGAACAGAGUUGCUGGAGUCUCUUAUUGUUCCAACAAGGUCAAAUAUUGGAAAACAGCUUCUAUGUAAGUUGGGGUGGAAGGAGGGUCAAGGCAUCGGUCCUCGUGUUGAUAGAGCAAGGUAUCAGGAAGAAAAUGAAGAUGAGAUAAAGGAGCAGCCGAAAGUGUACGGAUGUUACAUUCCUGGAAGAUCUAUUCAAAGUUCAAUUGAGGAUACUUUUGGCCAAGAACCAAUCACUUUUGCUCCGAAAGACCAAAUGCCGGUUAAAAUAAUUGCUAAGGCUGAUUUACAUGGCCUUGGGUAUAGUGGGAUUAAUCCAACCAAUGCUUUGUUUAUAAAGCAGAAAAAAUCUUCUGGAGUCGAAGCUCGAAUGAAGUCAGGAAGUAAGCUUUCUAUUAAAGGCCAAGCUUUCGGUGUUGGGGCAUACGAGGAGGAAGAUGAGGACAUAUAUUCUAUGGACACCAUGGAAAACUAUGAUCGGGUUUUAACUGCAGAGGCAAACCCUCAAGAUUCAUAUGGGUGGACAAAGCCAAAAGCAAUCGCCAGUAGCCACAAAGUUGAAGCUAUUGAGUUCAACAAAAAUGAAGCUAUUACUGGGUUUAUUCCUGCUGAAAAAAAGAAAUUUGUUGAAAGGAAAUGUUAUUCUGCACCAAAACUUCCGCCUGACUUUGAUUGCAAUCGAAGGUUAAAGUUACAACACGAGGUGAAUCGGAUAAAUGAGAUGCAUUUGUCACAGCCCGGAAAUUUCCAUGUACCUGCUGCAGUUACAACGGCACACCUGACAGCUAAGGAAAGAAAGACUAUGCUUGGUAAUGCAAAUUCUAAAGAAAAAUAUGUUUCUGUGUUUGACUUCAUUUCACCCGAUGAUAGGAAUAGGAUGGAGAUGGCAAAGAAAAAACCAACAGAGCUUGGUUUUACUGCAGGUAAGAAUGAAGAACCUGAAAAACUGAGUAAACCAGAGCGACCAACUGCUCCUUUGGUUGAUCCAAAAUCUCUUCGUCCGUUUAAUAAUAAUCCUGAAAAACAGCGGAGAUAUGAACAGUAUGAAAGGGCUGUACGGCAGAGGAAGACGGACCCUUAUUUGGGCAUAGACAGCGACCUCACAGAGUGGGAAAGAAAUCAUGAGCGACAUGAGUUUUCACAACUUGCACAAGUGUACAGUCAUCUAACUUCAAGCAUGAAAUCAAAAUUUACUAAAGCCACAGAUGAGGAACAGGAAUUAACAACAGCUGUUAAAAAAGAGUCGUCCAAGCAUGUAUUUGGUAUCAUGACAAGAGACAGAAUAGAGUGGCAUCCUGAUCCACUGCUGUGUAAAAGGUUUAAUGUUCCAGACCCCUUUCCGAAAUCCGACGUGGUAGGAAUUGCAAAAGCUGUUCCGAAUUUUGACCUGCCUUCUCUAAAGCACCAAGGUCCAGCAGAGAGACCGAUUUUGGAGGACUCUGAACUCCCUCAGAAUAUGUUAAAGGAAAUGCAGAAAGUAUCUAGUGGUAGUGCUAGUAAUGAAAUAAAAAAGAACAAUGAUUUGAGUGAAGUUCAAAGUACAAAAGAUAACGAAAAUGAUGAAACAGCAGAAGAAGAGGAAAGAGCUUCCAUGGACUUGUUCAAGUCAAUCUUCGCCGCAUCCAGUGAUGAGGAAUCUGAUGAUGAGAAUGAGGAGCAGGAAGAUGACCUGGAGGAGCCUGAAAAGCAGAAAGUUGAAAAAGUUGAAAACCUAAGUUUUCCUCCAUCCAUGCCACAUGUAUUUACUCCUGUUAAUAAAAAACUUUCAAUAAAUGAGGAACCUCAACAAUCAACUUCUGAUCUUUUAAAACCAAAGGAGUCAUUAGCAUCCCAGGAGAAGAAUGAAGAAAAGGAAGAGGACUUGUUCGGACCUGCUCUUCCACCACCAAGGAAGGCAGGGACAUUAAAUUCAUCAAAAAAUGAUGAUUCAUUUUCGAAGAGACACAAAGAAAAGCAUAAAAGUCAUAAAUCUCAUAAAAAAUCUUCAAAGCAUAAAAAACAUAAAAAGAAACGCAAUUCCUAAACUUACUCUUAUUAGUUAAAUUUAGUUAUGUUUGAACAAAUUCACUGCCAUUUUUGUUUUUGUUUUGAUUCAUUUUCACAUACAAAAUUGUUUAAGCGUUACAAACUAAAAACAAUUUUUUAAAGUUUAAUAUGUGUCUCUAUUUUUCACAACA
Messenger RNA from Ciona intestinalis (vase tunicate), 2640 nucleotides. NCBI's taxonomy places the organism in Eukaryota, Metazoa, Chordata, Ascidiacea, Phlebobranchia, Cionidae. The record is from RefSeq and is a predicted model, not a curated record.